Manihot esculenta (cassava) is the source of this 1529-nucleotide messenger RNA. RefSeq lists its product as uncharacterized. The transcript has 2 exons. Bases 96 to 488 code for a protein of 130 amino acids. The record is from RefSeq and is a predicted model, not a curated record. Lineage: Eukaryota; Viridiplantae; Streptophyta; Magnoliopsida; Malpighiales; Euphorbiaceae.
AAACCAAACCCAACCUGAUCCCCAUCGGGCUACUCCGUCCUAAAUAUUCAACAGCUCAGCCACUGCCAAGGUCUUUCUCUCUCCCUGCCUCCGAGAUGGCGAAACCUACCACCGCUGCCACUUCCUCUCUCUUCCAAACCCUAAAACGCUUCAUCAAGAAGCCCUGGGAGAUAACGGGGCCAUGCGCCGACCCGGAAUACCGAUCCGCCGUACCUGGCGCUCUUGAGUACCGUGUCCACUGCCCUGCUACCCCCAAGAUCAAGGCCAUCGUGCCCACAUCGAACCCAGAAACGGUCUAUGACAUCAAGUAUUACACUCGCGAUCAGCGCCGUAAUCGACCUCCAAUUAAACGCACCAUUUUGAAGAAGGCCGAUGUGGAGAAGAUGAUGAAGGAGAAGACCUUCGACGUUACUGAUUUUCCUCCCGUUUAUUUGACUGCGAAAGUUGAAGAGGACUACAAUGCUCGAGGAGGUGGCUACCAAAAAUAAAGAUUGUUUUCGUUCAUACACCAUCUAAAAUCCAAGUCCAAAAAAUAUCUCUGGCAAGGUGAAUCCAUCAGCACAAAUCACAAAUUCUUUUUCAUUUUGUUCCCCUCGGCGUUCUUCUUCUUCUUCUUCAACAAGAAUCCAUUGGCAGCCUCCAGCUCCUCACAGAUUGCCUCACCGCCUGCAUCUGGCAUUGUGGGUGCAUGGUUCUUCCUUUACAGAUUGCUGAGGAUGCCAAUCAUGGACUGCCUUCAUAAAUCGCCACACUGCCUUUGUCUGAUGGAUCUUCAUAUCUUGGCAUCAUAGGUUCUAGCUUUGAUGCUGUUGGGUUGCUUAAGUGUUGCGCCAGAUCUACACAAUCUCCAUGCUGCUAGAUAUUUUGCGGUUCUUCAUGGUUUUGUGAUUAAUCUCUUCAUAGGUUUGUUGCAAUUGAAAGAGUAAUGGGGAUUGUUUAAUGGGUUAUUGGAGUAUUUAAUUCAUGGGUUUAAUUUAUUAGUGUUCAACUGUUGAUUUUUGGAUUUGAAUUUUUAAUAAUGGAUUCUAUUGUUAUUUUCUUUUGGAAAUGGAUUGUAUUAGUGUUCAUUGGUUUUAAUUGUUGAAAAUUUGAUUAGUUAGUAAUGUUUCUGUAUUGAUUCCAUGAUGUUUUGUGUUUGUUUGGAUGGAAUGGAUGGGGAUUAUGUUAUAGAUGUGCUUUGUUUGUGCUUUUAGGUGUAAGCCCCUUCUGCUUGAUUUUCUGGAAGAAAUUGAAGGAACAAAGACUGAUUUAUUUGGGUAUAAGUCGGUUUGGUUAGUUCUUAAUUUUGGUUCAUUUGUUUGUAACAUUUAGUUGGGUUUUUGGAUUUUGGUUCGGUUUGGAUCUGAACCAAUUGAUUGCAUCCAACUCAUGCAUAUACUGUCCUUCAAUAAUAUGGUCUUGUAACGUUGUUCUUGUUCCUCGUUGAAUCCUGUAGAAUUUAUGUGUAGUAUGAGAACUUUAUGGAUGGAAGUUAUGGUUACUGAUUCCAGAAACUCGAUUGCUUCUUACCAGGUUUCCUUGGAUUGUGG